Molecule: messenger RNA, 4358 nt
Organism: Synchiropus splendidus (mandarinfish)
Lineage: Eukaryota; Metazoa; Chordata; Actinopteri; Syngnathiformes; Callionymidae
Product: double-strand-break repair protein rad21 homolog A-like
Exons: 13
Coding region: 223-2157 (644 amino acids)
Biological process (GO): synaptonemal complex assembly; mitotic sister chromatid cohesion; replication-born double-strand break repair via sister chromatid exchange
Cellular component (GO): cohesin complex; synaptonemal complex
Molecular function (GO): chromatin binding; protein binding
Source: RefSeq, a predicted model, not a curated record
ACCGUGCUGUUCAGAGAGUGAUUUUAGCAUUUGUCUAGUCACGUGUGGCCAACUCAAGCGGGUGGCUGUAGCUGAAUCUAUUUGUAUUUCCCUCACAUACUCAUUUAAACUGUUAUACAUCUUUUGUGACAUGGAAAAUUUCCUGAUUUUGUUUCCUUUCCCUCUCAAGGCCGUGGAUCCUCCCCUUCCCUCCACCCCCUAUGGUGAGACUCCCUGUGAACAAUGUUCUACGCACAUUUCGUACUCAGCAAGCGGGGGCCGCUGGCCAAAAUCUGGCUGGCGGCCCAUUGGGACAAAAAGCUGACCAAAGCACAUGUGUUUGAGUGCAACCUUGAAAGCAGUGUUGAGAGCAUCAUCUCCCCAAAGGUGAAAAUGGCUUUAAGAACGUCUGGUCAUCUCCUGCUGGGUGUGGUGAGGAUCUACCACAGGAAGGCCAAGUACCUUCUGGCUGACUGCAAUGAAGCCUUCAUCAAGAUCAAGAUGGCUUUCAGACCAGGUGUGGUGGACCUUCCAGAGGAGAACAGAGAAGCUGCUUACAACGCCAUCACCCUGCCAGAGGAGUUUCAUGACUUUGACCAACCGCUGCCAGACCUUGAUGACAUUGACGUGGCUCAGCAGUUCAACUUGAACCAGAGCAGAGUGGAGGAGAUCACCAUGAGGGAGGAGGUGGGAAACAUCAACCUGCUGCAGGAUAAUGACUUUGCUGAUUUUGGGAUGGACGACAGGGAGAUGAUGAGGGAGGAGAGUGCGUUCGAGGUGGACAUCAUGGGAUCGUCUGCCUCCAACCUGCUGCUGGAAGCUGAAGCUGGAACCAACCAGAUGGCCGACAAGUCCAACCACUUGGAGUAUGAUGACCAGUACAAGGAUGACUUUGGAGACAACCCCAUGGAGAGCAACGAAGGAGGCAUGCUGGUGGACAAGCUACUGAGCAAUGAGGAUGGAGGAGGAAUCUUUGAUGACCCCCCUGCUGUCCCGGGGAGUGUGAUGAUGCCGCAGGACCAUGGAGACGAUGACGAAGACUUUGAUGCUCUUUCAGCUGGAGCCCCAGACAGUCCUGACUCGGGACCAGCUGAACCUCUCCCUGCAAUGAUUGACCAGACCGAGCAGACAAACCUGGCACACAAUGAGGAGGAAACCUUCGCGCUGGAGCCCAUUGAUAUCACAGUCAAGGAGACAAAGGCAAAGCGUAAGAGGAAGCUGAUUGUGGACUCUGUGAAGGAGCUGGACAGUAAAACUAUUCGUGCUCAGCUGUCAGACUACUCCGACAUUGUCACAACGCUGGACUUGGCUCCUCCCACCAAGAAACUGAUGAUGUGGAAGGAGACAGGUGGAGUUGAGAAGCUUUUCUCUCUUCCUGCACAGCCCCUCUGGAACAACAGACUGCUGAAGAUGUUCACAAGGUGUCUGACACCCCUGGUGCCAGAUGAGCUGAGGAAAAGGAGAAAGGGUGGCGAGGCUGACAGUCUAGAUGAGUUCCUCAAGGAUCUGGAGAACUCUGAAGUCCCCAGAGAAGAAGCAUCAACCAACCAGCAGAGAGAAAUCAUGAAUGACCAAACCCUUUUGGAAGAGACAAGACCUCUGCAGACAUCUGCAGUGGAAGGCAGCAGGACCAUUCCUGAUGAAACUGUUAUGCCCCCACCAUCUUCACAGCAUGGACUGAAGCGUAAAGCCCAGGACACAGAGCCGGCGCUGCCUAUGGGUGCACUGGACCAGCAGCAGCUUCAGGGGCCCAAAGCCUCAGGUGUGUCCCAGCAGCUGGAGAUCACUAACGCAGAGGGGCCCCCAGAAGAUGCCACUGCCACUAACAUCAGUCACUUGAUCGAGCUGGACCUUUUUGGAGACAAGGUCAAGAAGAAGAAUGAUGAUGAUUCGGAAGAGGAGGAAGAGGAGGAGACGCAGGGAGACCAGGAUCAGGAGGAGAGAAGGUGGAACAAGCGAACCCAACAGAUGCUUCAUGGUCUCCAGCGGGUGAUGGCUAAAACUGGGGCCCAGUCAGUGAGCCUUUUGGACCUCUGCAAAAACAACAACAGGAAGCAGGCUGCCGCCAAGUUCUACAGCUUCUUGGUUCUGAAGAAGCAGCAGGCAGUAGAGCUUGUCCAGGAGGAGCCUUACAGUGACAUCAUCGCCACACCUGGACCACGGUUUCAUGCUAUCUAGACCGCCUGCGCUAACUGUCCUUCCUUAAGGUCAAGACCAUGUUCUCCUGGCAGGUAGAGUCGAGGUUACUGUUGAUAUUUUCCUCUGUUACAUGACUGUAUUGAUUAAAUAGAGAAAUUAGUUGAAUUGCAAAAAAAAGUUAGGAAGGUGAUGAAUGUUUACAAACCAAGACUAACCUUUUCAACAUAGUCACAUAAUUUGAAUGUUCAAAAGCAACACAGCUGUUGGGAGCCUUAUCCCUCUGCUUUAUUCUUUAAAAGAAUUGUUUGUCAAUGCACUAUUAUGGAAUCACAUUUGAAUGAUUUCAGAGAAGUUGUGAUGACAGCAUGGCUGCUUGGAAUGGAUACAUUUAUGUUACUGAUCCAUUGCUUUCGCCAUGCAACCAAAAACGCAAAUGUUAAGGCCAAAAACAAUUCCUAAUAAAUCCACCUGUCCAGUGAAAUGACCUGUGUUCUUCAACGACAUAACAUAUGUGUUAAAUAGAUGAUGUGAGACUUACUGAUCCGGUGGGGGAUGAUGGGUGUGAUUUAUAGGGGCACGUUUGGUGUGCAUCUCUAAUGGAACAACUAAGAAAUGGCGUCUUUUCCAUCUUUUCUCGGUGUUUGACAAUAGGCGUAAAGUGUACUUGUGUCAGUUACAUCAAGUAGUUUACUUGAUCAUUUGAAAUAUUGGUAACAUGCAAGUCACGACUUCUUUUGGGUCUUCUGACCAUUAAGUCCGGACAAAUGCAUCCUCAAGUCAGGAUUUGUCUUUUAUUUUCAUUGGGCUGUCAUCCAUUUUAAUUUACUAUCUGAAUUUCCCUCGUCCUUGUCUAGUUUCUCCUUGUUUUUAAACCACUACCAAGUAAUUUUGCUAAUGGUCAUGAUGUGCACUGAAAAAUACUGUAUAUUUCUGUAUCAAAAUCAAUUUAAAAUGUGCUCCCUUGCAUCAAACUAUUCCAAUCAUGUGUGCAAUGCCUUGUCUAGAAAUGGUUGUGCUGCAAAGCACCACAAUUGAAAACAGUGUAAAUAAAGUAACCUAACAUAUGUUGGAAAAUAAAAGUUAUUACUUAUUAUACGCAGGUUGGUCGUAGAUCCUUAAACAAUAAUAACAAUACUGCUGUAAUGUAAUGUCUGAAAUAAUCAGGUGACUUACAAUCCAAGCAUGCCAUCUGUAUGGAUGCUGCCGACAAGUGCAGUUUUGUGUCAUUAUAUCUACAUGGCUGUGGUUGGCAGCUAAGUGUCCAAAUGUUGGCAUGCAGUAAUCUUACGUCCCCGUAACACGGCUGAUGCUGCUGCACCUUCAUUAAUCAACUGUAGUUUUCUGCACUUUAAAAACAUGCCGAUAUGUUCUUUGUCAUAGCAACUCAAAGCCUUGAAAUCUAUUUUGAGGUUCACUGCCAUAUCUGCAUGCAAGCUUUAUGCACUGAACAAAAAACUUAUGAACAAAAUCCUGCUGGUAGUAUUUGUUCUGGAAAUUACUUGAAGAUUGGUAAUUACUUGAGGAUUGUUGAAUGUGUUUAUAUUUUCAUAGCUGUGACUGUAGUCAUUUGAACGUAUCAUAUAUAAUCCAAGACACCUUGUCUUUUUGAUUCAUGUACCACUGCUGCGAGCUUCGUAGCAUUAGAUAGAAGGUAAAGGAAACUUCUACAGAACUGUAUGUAUGUUGUACUCACUAAAACUGGCUAGCUGGCUUGUAUCAUUUAGAUCAGUGGUUCUCAGACGGUCAGACUGUGGAACCAACCAUCACUUUUUAAUGGCAAGCUGGGACGCAAAGUCAAGAAGAAAACUUCAAUUAAAUAUCUUUUUUUAAUGAGCUGUCUGAAUCAGAAAUAUUACACACAGUAGAAUGACAUGUCCAACAAUUCACCUAAACUUUAUCAGCAGCUAAAAUCUGAAGACCUCUUCAUUUGGAGGAAAGUAAACAGCCUUUGAAAACACAAUGUAUUGGGGGCUCCAUUUACCAUGAAGCAGUGGUUCUAUAUCCUUUGAGUGUCACAGUAGUUGUAGCUCUUUGUGUUGAGAAAUUGUGCCUGUAAGUAACCAUCUGACUGAAUUAAGAGGACUCACUUUAAUGUUAGCUAUGGUCUGAAACACCUCUGCAACCCACCAGUUGAGAAACACUGACUUAGAGCAUCAUUUUAAAAGUGAACCAGAUGUACUGUUAUAUUUAGUAAAAUGUCUGUCAACUGUGAGACUUCAACAAAUAAAAUGAUACUAAAA